AUGGCCAAAACCGCAAAAGUCAAGAAGCGCCAAGUAACAGUGCACUCGCGCGCCGCCCGCCGCGCCGCCUCCCCCUCCCUCAACCUCGACAAAUCCGCAAAACCGCCUACACAGCCAACACGCGACUCCGCCUCGCCCUCACGCCCCUCAUCCCUGAACCCGCACGCGCUGGCCGCCAAAGACGCAGGCAUAAUCAAGAAGCAAAAAAAAGGCAAUCUGACGCGGGCGCAACGGCUGCGGCAGCAAAAAGGGCUCGAGCGGGCGGCGGAGAAUAUGGAUAAGCUGGAGGUGAAGCGGAAUAAGAGUUUGGGUAGGGAGCGGAAGGUCAAGGAGCGGGCGAAGGGGUGGGAGGAUGUUAAUGAUGAUGGGGUCAAGGUGGGGAGGAAGAAGGGGAGGAAGGAGGUGGAUGUGGGGUUGGAGGAUGCGGGCGGUUGGGUGGAUGAGGAUAUGGAUGAGGUGGAUGUGGGUGCGGGUGUGGAUGCAGUGGUGCAGGAUGGCGAGGUCAAAGGUGAUGGGCAACAGGUUGAUGUCGCUGUGGAGAAGAGCACGGUGAUGUCGGUUGGAGACGACGAGCUGUUAUAG
This is a messenger RNA of Plenodomus lingam JN3, 582 nucleotides long. RefSeq lists its product as uncharacterized. NCBI's taxonomy places the organism in Eukaryota, Fungi, Ascomycota, Dothideomycetes, Pleosporales, Leptosphaeriaceae. Gene Ontology annotation, cellular component: preribosome, large subunit precursor; nucleolus. The record is from RefSeq and is a predicted model, not a curated record. Gene Ontology annotation, biological process: ribosomal large subunit export from nucleus.